UGAGAGCUCUGAAAGUGAAUCCCAUAAUGCCCUUAAAACGGGUGCAAAUAAAAUUGAUGAGGAUUUUUGAGCAUUGAGAGUGGCUAUUGAUCGUUGUAAAUAAUUAUUACUAACAUUCAUGCAUGGUAAUUACCAACGGAAGAUGGAGUGACAAAGGCAACAUUAUCAUUAUCUUCCAAAAUUGCAGGAUGAUCCAUUACAAAGACGCGUGGACCUCCAUCUUAUGAAUUGGCCACCUCAUCAUCAACCUCCACGCUCCCAGCCCAGUUCCCUUAAGCGCCGCCACCGGCUAGAGCUAACGACUGUUGCUUCGUCUCAAAUAGCCUCCAAUAACUAAAAAUCAAAAUCAUGUUCCUCUCUUUCUCUCCCCCUCCCUCUCCCUCUCCCCUCUCUAUUCCCCAUGCGCAUAAUAGCCAUCCCAUGUCUAUCCUACGCCGCCUGACUCCCCGCAACCUCAAUAUACGUCGUGUUGCCUCAGUCGCCGCCGCAGCUCGACAAGACACCACUCUUUGGUCCCACGCUCCACUCUCCUUAAUCGAACCAGCGGCGGAAUCUCUCUUCCACAUAACUAUCGACGUCUCCGACUCUCCUGACGUCGUUUCUUCCCAUAGUCGCGCCGGGCAGUACCUCCAGCUCCGCAUCCCUGACGUGGAGAAACCGUCAUUUCUUGCCAUCGCGUCACCUCCAUCAUACGCCGCCAAGAAAGGCGCUUUUGAAUUUUUAGUGAAGAGCGUGCCUGCCUCAACCGCGGAGCUCUUAUGCCGCUUAAAGAAAGGGGAUGUAGUUGAAUUGACUCAAGCGAUGGGAGGAGGUUUUGACAUAGAUCGUAUCUCUCCGCCUGAGAAGUAUUGUACGGUUCUGAUUUUCGCUACUGGAUCUGGAAUUAGCCCAAUUCGAUCUCUGAUUGAGUCAGGGUUUGGUGCCAAUAGAAGAUCUGAUGUGAGACUGUAUUAUGGGGCACGAAACCUCAAUAGAAUGGCUUACCAGGAUAGGUUUAAAGAAUGGGAGUCUUCUGGUGUUAAGAUUGUACCAGUACUAUCAGAGCCAGAUGAUAGGUGGACUGGUGAAAGUGGCUAUGUGCAGGCUGCUUUUUCCAGGGCCAAGCAGAUUGAUAACCCUGUAGCCACUGGUGCGGUGCUGUGUGGGCAGAAACAGAUGGCUGAGGAAGUAACAUCAAUUCUUCUAGCAGAUGGAGUCUCAAGUGAGAAAAUACUAAAGAACUUCUGAAAUAUUACAAAUGAGGUGCAUAUUGUUGUAGCAUUAUUUAUUGAGCAACAAUUGCUAAUAUGAUUCUUUUGUCUCACCGUCGAGGACAGAAUUCGUCACUUGGCAAAUAAAUCCCAAUUUUGGAUUUUGAGAAUCGUAUUUGUAUGAUGAAUUGUACAAUUAGAACUUCAAACACCCAGCUAAAAUAUAAGAUUUAUUAUAUCA
This is a messenger RNA of Ricinus communis (castor bean), 1431 nucleotides long. Its product is annotated as fruit protein pKIWI502. The record is from RefSeq and is a predicted model, not a curated record. The transcript has 5 exons. Lineage: Eukaryota; Viridiplantae; Streptophyta; Magnoliopsida; Malpighiales; Euphorbiaceae. Bases 349 to 1227 code for a protein of 292 amino acids. Gene Ontology annotation, molecular function: oxidoreductase activity.